AUGACGCUGACACCUCGUAUUAUUAAAGAAACGGAAAAGAUGCGGAAGGACCCACCGGAAGGCAUUACCGCAACGCCCUCCCCUGAGAACCCGCGUCAUUUCCAUGUGACAAUUCGUGGCCCUCCACAAAGCAGUUAUGAAGGUGGCAUUUUUGAACUUGAACUUUUCCUCCCGGAAGAGUACCCGAUGGUACCAUUGAAGGUGCGGUUUCUUACACGUAUUUAUCAUCCCAACGUGGAUAAGUUGGGACGCAUUUGCCUCGACGUCAUCAAAGACAAAUGGUCCCCAGCGCUACAAAUUGCUCAAGUACUCCUCAGCAUUCAACUAUUGAUGGCCAGUCCAAACCCCGAUGAUCCGCUUGACAAUGAAGUGGCAGGAGCAUGGAAACGUAAUGAAGCUGAAGCCAUGAAGGUUGCACGGGAAUGGACAAAGAAAUACGCCAACAAGGCGUGA
Trypanosoma brucei brucei TREU927 is the source of this 453-nucleotide messenger RNA. RefSeq names its product ubiquitin-conjugating enzyme E2, putative. The transcript has a single exon. Bases 1 to 453 code for a protein of 150 amino acids. The record is from RefSeq and is a predicted model, not a curated record. NCBI's taxonomy places the organism in Eukaryota, Euglenozoa, Kinetoplastea, Trypanosomatida, Trypanosomatidae.